AACCCCGUCAGAAUAAGGGAGUUCCCGCAGUCAACACUACAACCAGACACACGGCGCCACCCCGAGGACGCCCAGCCGACGGGUCGUCGAGGCGAUAGCCGGCGACCAACGAUGCCGGUCUCCGCGGUACAGCGGCCCUAUCAGGUCGCCCGGUCGAUGCCGCUGGUGUUCCGGAUACUCCAUUCAGAUCAGGAUCAGAGCUAGCGACGCAUCGUCCCGUGAUAUUGAAGAAUUGACACAAUGAACCAGAAUCAAAACAUGUCAAUGAGCCUACUGGACUAUGUCUGCGAUUACUGCAACCGCAUAUUCACCAGGAAAUACAACCUUCAAACGCACAUAGAGAAUCUGCACGUGAACUCCUCCUGCCACUGCGAGGUGUGCGGCAAGAGGUUCGGCACCACCACCGGCUUCCACCUCCAUCUGUCAGCCGGGCACAAUCGUUACGGUCAACCGCUGCCCGAAUGCGACCUCUGCGGCCGGAUCUUCACUAGGAAACAGAACAUAGUCUCGCACAUGAUAACGGUGCACCUCCAAGGCUUAGGAAACGAGAUCCGGUGCCGCUUCUGCAGCAAGACCUUCACGACCGGACGUAAUUUGAAGCGGCACGUGAACUUGCUACACAAUCCGAACGUCGAGUACCCGACUUGCGACAUCUGCAAGAAAGUGUUCAAAGGAAAACCGUACUUGGUGACUCACAUCCAGAGCAUGCACAAGUCCGAGAGGGAAUCGAUCAAGUGUAACAUGUGCGAUAAAGCUUAUACAAACGAGCGCAACUUGAAGAGGCACGUCGAUAUGUUCCAUGGCGUCAAGGGCGAACAUCACUGCGGCUUGUGCCCUAAGGUUUAUUUGUCGAAUCAGAGUCUGAAACGGCAUCUGCGCACCAGACACUUGACCGGCGAGGAGCAGUACCGAUGCGAAUACUGUAACACGGUCUUUAAAGGGAACGAGGAACUGGAAGCUCACGUCCGGUCGCUCCACGCUGGUGAAGUAUCGGAAACGACAGACGAGGAAAGUAGAGUGGAUCGCCGCUGCGAGGACUGCGACCAGACAUUCCCCGCAGAGAAGCUGCUGAGGCAACACGUCAAAAACGUGCAUACGUUCAGCGCGUUUUAUAAAUACUGCAAGGAUUCGCUGACGAAGCGAGCGGCUGGCGUUCCUAAGGAGUUAUACCACUGCGAGUCGUGCCGCGAAGGGUUCAUUACGGUAUACGAACUGAAAACCCACAUGCGGAUCACGCACGACAUUGAAUACUCAUUGUCGACAUGCAAUGUUUGCUUCGAAAGGUUUUACAGCAAACUAUCGAUGGCCGAGCACAAGAGGCGUUGCUUGCCGCCGCCAGACGCGAAAGCCUGCUCCUACUGCGAUAAGCUGUUCACGGACGUAACCUCGCUCGAGUUUCACACGCGUAUAUUCCACCCGCAAGCCCGGACCGCGGACCCGGACACGAGACCGGCAAACCGCGACGGUAACUCGUUCAAGUGCGUCCAUUGCCACCGGAUUUAUUACAGCGAGCGCUCGCUGAAGCACCACAUUAAGCUGAAGCACAGCACGGACGAGGCGAUGGAGUGCAAGAGCUGCGGGAAGAUAUGCAGCAACAAGUACUAUUUAGCGUCGCACAUGAAGAUCGUUCAUAGCACUAACGAUUGGUCCAAAUGCGACUUCUGCGACAAACAGUUCAAAUCGAAAAGGAACAUACGGCGUCACAUUGAAUACACGCACAUGGGCAUGCAGAGGCACAAGUGUAUAGAGUGCGAAACGUUAUUUAAAGAGAAACGAAGCCUAAGGAAGCACGUCAGGUCUAAACACCCGAAUUCCGCGCUGUUCCCUCAGUGCCACAUAUGCUAUAAGCGUUUCGAAUCGGCCAAAUCCUGCAAGAUCCAUUUAAAGCUCCUCCACGCGUUCAAUAUGGACACGUUUCCGUGCCAUCUGUGCUCCGUCUCGUUCGGCAGCGACGAAGCCUUGUCCAUACACCUCAAAACGAAGCACCUCGUCGAAGAUCAGAUUUACAAAUGCGAAGAAUGCAAUCUAGUGUUCAAAGGUCAGGACAAGUUCGACGCUCACAACGAAACGCGUCACGUUAAUUCCGCGGAGAGCUCGAAGCAGAAGGUCCUGCCGCGCUGCAUCCUCUGCAUGAAGGAUUUCAGCACGCGCAAAACCCUCAAGCGGCACAUCAAGAAGUUCCACGAGGGUUUCGACGCGGACGACCUGGCCAGUUUCGGCUCGAAACGCCGCGUGUUCAGUGUUGACUGCGAGGACUGUCAGAGCAGCUUCAACGACGACUUCCACUACAGCGUGUACAUGAAGUUAAGGCAUCUACGGGAGUCCGUAGUCUUCGAGUGCGGGAGUUGCGGGAGCUCAUACAAUUCAUUGGAAUUCGCGAUACAGAGGUAUAAAUCGGCGAAUGCGGACGCCGCGAAAGGGAAGAUGAUCUUGAGCGAUCUGUGCACGGCUGAGAUGAGCGACGGGGACGCCGAUAACCCUGGCUGCGGGUCUGCGUACGAGACCACCGACCCUGGAAUCGCGAACGACGAUGCGAUGUUGGAAUCUCAAGGACUGUGCGCUUAGUGCCAAUUUUUUAACGUUCUCGAUAGCGUAAAAGUUAACUCAUAUUUGUAUGGAACAGGAUCGUUUACCUACGUUUGCCGCUAGGGGCGCUGUUCCAACUGCAUACAAAAUUGGGUUAACUUUUACUCUAUCGGGAAAGUUAAAAAACUCGCAGUAAGCACACUGGUCGAUAUCGAAACCGAACCGUGAUGCGGAACGUGUUGUUUACGGUCUAAGGCCAGCUUAGUUCCAUGGUUCGUCAGGAGGCCAAGAUCGCCCGAGUUUGCAGUCAUCGGAUGAAUACCUUACCUUCAAUAUACUGGUGGUAGGACCUCUUCUGAGUCCGCAUGGGUAGGUACCACCACCCUGCCUAUUUCUGCCGUCAAGCAGUAAUGCGUUUCGACUUGAAGGGUGGGGCAGCCACUGUAACUAUACGGAGACCUUAGAACUUAUCUCAAGAUGGGUGGCGCAUUUACGUUGUAGAUGGUCUAUGGGCUCCAGUAACCACUUAACACCAGGUGGGCUGUGAACUCGUCCACCCAUCUAAGCAAAAAAAAAAAGAUGAAUUCGAGAACGAUAUAGCGAAUAAGGGAUAAAAAAAAACUGAGAGCAAUACAAAUGAUAAUUAUUAUUACAUUAUUCGUUGUAAAUUUAUGACUUCAUUAAUUUAUAUAAUAUAUACAUAUUAUUGUCUCUCAUUUAUCAAAUUAAGACUGUUUCGUUUAUAAUAAAUGUGUAAAGAAAAUACAUAUAAAUAUAUACAUAUUAGAAACAAAGAAAUACUUUUUCAUUUCUUAAAAUGAAAAUACAAACAUUAAUUCAUAAUAAAAAAAAAUUAAUGGUAUUUAA
Messenger RNA from Bombyx mori (domestic silkworm), 3393 nucleotides. Its product is annotated as zinc finger protein 28. Bases 241 to 2565 code for a protein of 774 amino acids. The transcript is spliced from 2 exons. The record is from RefSeq and is a predicted model, not a curated record. Gene Ontology annotation, biological process: regulation of transcription by RNA polymerase II. Gene Ontology annotation, molecular function: DNA-binding transcription factor activity, RNA polymerase II-specific; RNA polymerase II cis-regulatory region sequence-specific DNA binding. Gene Ontology annotation, cellular component: nucleus. Lineage: Eukaryota; Metazoa; Arthropoda; Insecta; Lepidoptera; Bombycidae.